AUGGCGAGCGAAGCAUGGGCUGGGGCCAACCAUGACCCUUCACUACUGAUACCAGGAGAUCCAAACCAUCCCGAGCACAAGAGGAACAGUAUCACUGAGCUUCCUGCCGUUGUCGAUGGCAAGCCGACCCUUCGAUCAGACAUCGUUGGCUACGGUGAUGACUUUCCGACCGACGAGGAACUGCAUCAGCUUCCUCGUGUUGCCGACCACAUCAAUUGGCGCAUCUAUGCUAUCGCCUUCGUUGAAUUGUGCGAGCGCUUCUCAUACUACGGCACUCAGGUUCUCUUUCAGAAUUUCAUCCAGCGGAAUCUCCUGACACCCACGGGCGCCGCUCCAAACCCCGGCGGUGAAACGGGCAACAAUCCUGGUGCGCUUGGCCAAGGUCAGCGUACAGCAACUGGUCUCAGCACAUUCUUUUCCUUCUGGUGCUACUUCACACCUCUGUUCGGAGCCUGGGUGGCCGAUACCUAUCUUGGCAGAUACAACACCAUCCUCAUCUCAAUCGGUACUGCACUUGUUGGCCAUGUGAUCCUGGUCGGAGGUGCAGCGCCAUCAGUGCUGAAGAACCCCGACAGUGCUAUGGCCGCAUUCAUCAUCGCCAUCAUUAUCUUCGGCCUCGGUACCGGUGGUUUCAAGCCAAACAUUUCGCCCUUGAUCGCGGAACAGAUUGUCGGCGAGAAGCUCAGGGUCGAGACUCGCAAAAAUGGGAAGAAGGUUAUCGUAGAUCCCGCCCAGACGUCUGCCCGCAUCUACAACUGGUUCUACCUGUUCAUCAAUAUCGGUGCGUUGAUUGGUCAAUUGACCAUGGCAUAUACCGCGCUCUACGUCGGCUACUGGUUGGCUUUCUUGCUGCCGACUAUCAUGUUCAUCUUCUGUCCAUUGGUGAUGGUGUUGGGAAAGAAGUACUACAAGCUCCGCCCACCACAGGGUAGCGUUCUCGGGCCGGCAAUGAAGCUCUGGUUCUUCGCCGCGAAGGGCCGCUGGUCUAUCAAUCCGUUCAAGACAGUGAAGAACAUGAGGGACAUGUCAUUCUGGGAGAACGUCAAGCCCAGUCGAAUCCCCGUUGAACAGCGCCCGAAGUGGAUGACCUUCGAUGAUCACUGGGUCGACGAGGUCCGCAGAGGCUUCAAGGCGUGCACGGUCUUCCUGUGGUAUCCGUUGUAUUGGGUCACGUACAAUCAGAUCAACAACAACCUCACGUCCCAGGCUGAUACCAUGCGCCACCAAGGCGUUCCUCCGAGAUCGUGGCUCAGUUGGAUCCACUCGCCUUGA
Molecule: messenger RNA, 1272 nt
Organism: Cyphellophora attinorum
Lineage: Eukaryota; Fungi; Ascomycota; Eurotiomycetes; Chaetothyriales; Cyphellophoraceae
Product: putative peptide transporter ptr2
Exons: 3
Coding region: 1-1272 (423 amino acids)
Biological process (GO): transmembrane transport; oligopeptide transport
Cellular component (GO): membrane
Molecular function (GO): dipeptide transmembrane transporter activity
Source: RefSeq, a predicted model, not a curated record